AUAUGGCCCCCAUCGCCCAAUCAAGAUGUUCACAUUCAAAAAUGCUUCACUACGGCGCAGACUAUCAAAUGUUUUAAAAACAGAGUAUCACGCAAUUGUUGUGCCGCUCGGAACACUGAUAUAUUCGAAAAAAGGUGGUCCCUGGAUUACGUGACUAACAUAAUGGCUGGAGUGCAGCGAUUGACGUUGAACAGCUUGCAGCCGGAAAUAAAAAAUGCUUUGAUCGUUGGGAUAAUCAUAAGCAAACAAGGAGUGAAAACUUUUCAAUCAAAAAAUACAAGUUACAACACUGGCGAAAGAGGUGUAUGGAAUUUCACAAUCAGAGAUUCGGAGGUAGAUUUCGCUAACGUUACUGUAUGGGGAAGUAGCGAGUACGUAGAGGGCCUGUUUGUAAAUUUUCGAAUUGGACACGUUGUUGAACUGAUAAAUCCCAAAGUCACCCUACGCCGCAGGGAUGACAGAUCAGAAAUGUUUGUGCCAUUGGUUUCAUCGCAGUUCAAUAUCACAUUAAAUCAAGGGGUUUCAGACAUGCAUACCCAUAAUUCUCCAGAUCGCAGCAAAUAUGUAUCUCUCCUUGCACUACCAACAAAGAAUCCUACUCAAAUCAGGUCAUUGGAUAUUGUUCUCAAGACCUUGGAUCAGCUUAAAGAUCAGCACAUUGAUAUUAUGGUCAUUCUCAUGUCGAUGAGUUCAAUCCGACAGUUUACAUCAAAAGAUGGAAAACCAAUAGUAUGUCGAGAUAUAGAUGUAAAUGAUGGCUCAGUCCCAAUGCCAGUUUCCCUCCGCCUUUGGGGAAGUGAUUGGGCAGAGAAGGCAGAAUACUGGCAACCACGCCAUACAGUGCUCUUCAUGGCCGAUAUUUUGGUAUCAUUUAACUCCUUUAAGAAACAGACUGUUCUCACUAUUGCAAGGAAGACGCUUAUCACUGAAAAUCCAAAUAUUCCACAAACUCAGAUAGUUAGAGCCGCAACACGUGACUUACCCGAUCAGCCUUUGAGCACCGAAUCUUUGAUACCUGAACCUACUAGCAUCACAAACUUGAUGACUAUACGGCAAAUUUGUGAAAAGUUAGAUCAUACCGAGUCCCAAGAUGACAAAAUUGUUUUCACCGCUCUCAUCCAUGUAGUCAUUAACCAGAUGAACUUUGAUCAUAAGUCUAUGCUGACGAAAAAAUGUGCUCUAUGUAAGAAGUGGGUACCACCAGACCAGGAAUCUUGUAUGAACCCUAACUGCUCAUAUGGGAAUGGGACGCAAAAGCCAAUAAAUCAUACUUCUUUCAACUUGAAAUUGAAUGUGAGUGACCAUACCGGACAUCUUGUCGGUUGCAGACUAGUUGGAGCUGCUGCAGAAGAAUUUUUAAAGUGUACUGUGAAUGACUUUAUGGCAAUGUCUACAAAAGAACGAGACGAAUUGAAAUGGCGCUGUCUCUUAGAGAAAUGCAGUAUUGGAUUAAAAGUCGUGGGUCCUACACCAGCGUGGCCCUCGCCAACAUAUAACGUACUUACAGUUAAACGACUACAAGAAAAUGUCCAACCUAAUGAUGCAGGAAGUAGCAGCGGGCUGUAUUCUUAAAUUCACCGUUGGAAGAUAUAAGCCGAAAAGUCUUGACGUUACAUCUGAAAAGCAAGGUUCGGAUUGACCACUAUUUCAGGGGAAGCAAUGCUUGUUAUUUCAUUUGGGUCCUACAAUGCCGCUCUUCUCGAAUAAGU
Molecule: messenger RNA, 1709 nt
Organism: Athalia rosae (coleseed sawfly)
Lineage: Eukaryota; Metazoa; Arthropoda; Insecta; Hymenoptera; Athaliidae
Gene: hdm
Product: meiosis-specific with OB domain-containing protein
Exons: 10
Coding region: 163-1572 (469 amino acids)
Biological process (GO): resolution of meiotic recombination intermediates
Molecular function (GO): single-stranded DNA 3'-5' DNA exonuclease activity; single-stranded DNA binding
Source: RefSeq, a predicted model, not a curated record